CUCAGUGCUCAACCAAAUUAAAACACUAUCAGAGCUGGCAUAGAGAGAGAGACAGAAGGGAGGAGAGACCGAAAAUAGAAAACAGAUUUAAAUAUAAAAUAUUUAUGAGAACUAAAUAAAACACAGAGACCUGGAAAUUUCUGGAUUUACUGGAAGAAUUAUACAGGUUUCAUUCCAAACAAAUAUGGCGCUUCCAGACAACUCAAGCUGUUUCAGACAUGGGGAUGAUUUUCACUCAUUUCCAGAAAUCAUAGAACUCAAUGUUGGUGGGCAGGUUUAUAUCACUCGUUAUCCCACUUUAAUCAGUGUUCCUGGUUCACUUCUGUGGGAUAUGUUUUCUCAGAACAAUUCUCGACCCUUGGCCAGGGACAGCAAAGGACGUUAUUUCUUGGAUCGAGAUGGAUUUCUUUUUCGAUAUGUGUUAGACUAUAUGAGGGACCAACAACUGGUUCUUCCCGACCAUUUCCCUGAAAGGAGUAGAUUGCAAAGAGAAGCUGAAUACUUCAAACUUCCAGAAUUGGUCAAAAUAUUGGCACCAAAAGUAAGCAAGCAGAACUCAGUAGGAGAUGAUACAUUUCAAAGUGACUCUGAAGAACAGUCCCCUAAUGCUGAGGUCACCCGGAACUUGUCUUCUGUGAGUGCGGCUCUUGCUGUUGCAGCUAGUAACUCAUCUGCCAUACCUGACCUUCGCCGCUCUGGGUUUAUUACCAUUGGUUACCGAGGCUCGUAUACACUAGGCAGAGAUAGUCAAACCGAUGCCAAGUUCCGAAGGGUUGCAAGAAUCAUGGUUUGUGGCAAGACCUCAUUGGCCAAGGAAGUAUUUGGGGACACACUGAAUGAGAGCCGGGACCCAGACAGACCACCUGAAAGAUAUACAUCCAGGUACUACCUGAAGUUCACAUUUCUUGAACAGGCUUUUGAUAGGCUAGCUGAUGCUGGAUUUCAUAUGGUUGCCUGUAAUUCUACUGGAACCUGCGCCUUUGCUCAUGAGCAAACGGACGACAAGAUUUGGACAUCUUACACUGAAUACGUUUUCUACCGUGCUGCAAAUCUCACUAAGGAACAAAUAACACAGUCAGAAUUAUCUUCAGCUUUACCAGAGGAAUAUGUGAUGGAAGAAAUCAAUGAAUGUGACCCUGUCUCACUACAACAUUCAUUGGAAAGACACGAACCUGACAGCGGGAAUGAACUUUCCAGCUUUAGCUUGGACAGUCACGAUUCCGCUACGACGUCCACCGAUCAGCCAGUUGGUGAUAUUCAGUCUAAGGAAGAUGACAUUCCCGACAAUGAAGAUGACAAUGAAGAAAGCAUUCCUCGUCCUACUGUGCUUGAAUUGUCAGAGACCCCCAACACACUCAGUGAGGAACAAGUAGCAACCUCACCCCAAAAUACUGUGCAAGAGGUAAAAGAAAAUGGAAUACAAAGCUGUCCUGAAUCUUCGCAACCUAACGAGGAAAGAAAAGCAUUGGAGGUGGAAUUAGUUAAAUGCAUAGAGGAAUUUCGAAGGAUUAGAAUCCCAGUAGUGUUUCCAAACAAAAAGAGAAAUUGGCAGAACGAGCUGCUCCGAAAGUAUCAACUUUGAGUUAACAUUGAGUGAUUGCAAUACUGGAAGUACUCAAUGUCUUAGAGAAGAAUAUAACACAAGGAUUAUGCACAAACAAUGUUUUUCAAAUGAAGAAAAAUUACCUUGUGAUGGUAACAACAUUUUACUGAAUUACGAAUGGUCUUAACGCUAAGAAAAUUGCAAACAUAAAGAAUGCACCAAUAAGUAACAAUGGCCUUGACUUAA
Pelobates fuscus (common spadefoot toad) is the source of this 1789-nucleotide messenger RNA. RefSeq names its product BTB/POZ domain-containing protein KCTD12-like. The record is from RefSeq and is a predicted model, not a curated record. The transcript has 4 exons. Lineage: Eukaryota; Metazoa; Chordata; Amphibia; Anura; Pelobatidae. Bases 185 to 1582 code for a protein of 465 amino acids. Gene Ontology annotation, biological process: protein homooligomerization; regulation of G protein-coupled receptor signaling pathway. Gene Ontology annotation, cellular component: signaling receptor complex.